Molecule: messenger RNA, 2553 nt
Organism: Coccomyxa subellipsoidea C-169
Lineage: Eukaryota; Viridiplantae; Chlorophyta; Trebouxiophyceae; Coccomyxaceae
Exons: 8
Coding region: 1-2553 (850 amino acids)
Biological process (GO): vesicle-mediated transport
Cellular component (GO): cytosol; endocytic vesicle
Molecular function (GO): small GTPase binding; guanyl-nucleotide exchange factor activity
Source: RefSeq, a predicted model, not a curated record
AUGAAAGAACCUGCGGCCGCAGACCUCGUCAGGAGUAUAAAGAACUUCAUAAAGACAUUCGAAGACCGUAAACCAGAUCCCGAGCGGGACAGCGCAUUUGUCCAGGGUCUGGAGAAGUAUCUGAUGACGAAGAUAUACCACAAGACGUUUGGGGUGAGUGAGCUGGACAGGGAGCGAGAUGAGGCCCUGCAUGUGCGCAUGCGAGCCCUGAACUUCAUCAAGCCAUCGCACCUGGACAUCCCUGAGCUCUACAGGGAUGAGAAGGCCUGGAUCCUUGCCAUGAAGGAGCUGCACAAAAUCAACAAUUACAAGGCGCCUCGUGAUAAGCUGGUGUGCAUCCUCAAUUGCUGCCGGGUCAUCAACAACCUGCUGCAUGUCCAAGUGCAGCAAGGGGAGGCUCGAGGUGCUGAUGACUUCCUGCCAGUGCUCAUCUACGUAGUGAUUCAUGCCAACCCUCCUCAGCUAGCCUCCAACCUGGAGUACAUCCAGCGCUUCCGCAUGCACUCGCGCAUGGCCUCUGAGUCAGCCUACUUCUUCACGCAGCUGUACUCUGCGGCGUCCUUCAUAGAGACGGUGAACGCGACAUCGCUGUCGAUGGACCCGGACGAGUUCAUGGCGCGCAUGAUGGCGGCCGGCGUCCCCGACAUGCAGCUGGCACCCAGCCAGGACGGCGCGAUCAACACUGCUCCGCCGCCCGAAAAACCACCCGCCUUCGAAACCGCACCACCCACCCCGGAGGCCACCACCGCUCCUUUGCCCCCGGAGAAUGCCGGGGGCCUCCCAGCGGACCAGCUGCUGAUGGGGGCCGCGCCGCUGACCCCAACUGUGCCGCUGCCGGCGGUGACGGCUGCCGGCAUGCUGCUGCCGAUGCACAGCGCGCCGAUUGGUGGCGGGCAGGCAGUGGUGCCCGAUGCGGGCACGCUGCUGCCCAAUGCGGCCCCCGCUCAGUUCGUCGCUCCGGCGGUGCCGUCUCCAGGUGCGACCGCGCUGGCGGACCAGGGCGGCGCAGCGCUGCAAGGGGGUGCGGACAUCUGGGGGAGGGCUCCGACAGUGGAGGAGCUGGAGAGGGCAGGAGUCAGCCUCGUGCUGGAGGCGGAGGCUGCCGGUCGCCUGAAGCAGGACCAUCGAUUCCUCUAUGCGGCCGCAGGGGACCUGCUCAUCACCGACAUUCCCGAGCUGCUCUCUUCCUACAAGGAGCUGGUCUUGCGCUAUGAGUCCCUGUCACUGGCGGUGGCUGCCGUGGCGGCUGGGUCGGCCGCGCUGCCUGCCGCCACGCAUCCGCAGAUCGGCGCGCACCAGGCGGGGUUGCCAGUGCCUCAGACGGCUUUCGCCCACCUUCUCUCAGGCGGCCACCCAGCCGCCCACUCGCAGGCGGCGGCUGUUGCGCAGCUGCCUGUGGGAAGGCCCCUGGAGACAGCGCCCACGCCGGGCACGGCCCUGGCGCUGGACGAAGCUUCCGAGACGGCGCAGGAUGCGGCUGAGAAAGUCCUCAAGCCGAGCACCUCCGCUGGCCUCUAUGAUGAUCCACGCCUGCAGCUGCCGGACCAGGCUGGCCCGCCCUCUGCCAGCACAGCCGGGGACCUGCCGGCCUCUGCUGCCGCGCCCCUGCAUGCCAAUGAGGCGGGCAGUGAAAGGGGAGGCAAAGCCGUCGAGGCAGAAUUCGUGCAGGCGAUGGCGCUGCAGGACGACGAUCGGUUCCUCUCCCUAGCCACCGGGGAGGCGCAGGCCGACGCGGAGGACGUGGGCACUCCCGACGCGGGUGCCACCGCUGCGGCCGAUUUCUCAGCGGCGGGUGGUCACAUGCAGCUGCCCACGCUGCAGGAGGUCAACGACCCCAUCACCGGCCAGGAAGCUGGCAAGGACGCUGAGCAGGGGGACCACCCAGCCAGUCACGAGGAGGAUGAUGAUGUUGAGGAGGUGGACGUUCCUGGUGUGAGCGAUGAGGACAGGGCCGGCUCUCACGAGGCGGCGGCAGAGGAGCCGACAGCAGCAACGCAGCCGCAGUGGGAAGCGGGAGGUGCAGCUGAGCAUCCCAGCUCGGCAGGGGAGCCCAUUGGGGACUUUGUGCCCGGGCUCGGAGGGAUCCAGUCCCGGAUGAGCAUCUCUUCCACGGCAGCCACGGUGGGCGACAGGGCGUCCAUGGACAUCAGCCGCCUGGACUCCAACCCGGCCGGCUCCUCCUCAGUCAAAUCAGACGCAGGCGCGAGCUCCGUAGCGGCAACAGAGCCUGCCGAGAGUCCCGGCCGGGCGCCUGACGCGGCGGGAUUCCCUUCAGCCAAUCAGAGGACACACAGCAGAGCCUUUGAUGAGGGCGUGCCAGCCACCUCCAGCGAUGGAGACCCGUUCUAUGCCACCGACCUUGCACUUAAAGUCAGCACAGCCCAGACAGAGAAAUUAGCGGGAUCAGCCGGAUCUCCAAAGCAGCUGGCACUGGCGGAAAACAACAAGCAUGAUGCAGCGGAUGCCGCAGCAGAUGAUCUGUUUGGGGGCUUGAGUGUUGCGCAUGCGCCUGCUGAGGGCCAACAUGAGCCUGCCUCCACAUCGCUCAUCUAG